AUGAGAGAACCAAGUGAAAAUGUCGCUUUCCCCCCACUUUACAAUAAUCAAUUUGGAUUAUUAUUUGGACGUUCUGAAAGUAUUAAUUUGGCGGCUUCUACCUCUGUAAUUGAAGGACUUCCUGAUGAACAGAGAUCAUCUCCAGUACGACGUACAUUUCUGCUUGCUGUUCUUUUCGACAUUAUUUUAAGUUUCAUUUUGUGGAUUAUAUAUACUAAAGAAACGUAUCCCGGUGAGAUUGGUCAUGCAAUGCUGGAAGAAAUUACCAAGUAUUCUUUCUCUAAAUCACUUUUUGAUACAGUUAUGUUAUCAGCUUUCCGAUUUAUUCUUAUGGAAAUAGUUUAUGGAGUAAUUCAAUGUCGGAAACCUUGGUGGUCAGCUAUCUCUACUGGCCUAACAAGUUUAAUUCUGGUCGUUAAAUGUUUCAUUUUUGAUUUUCAUCAAAGGACUCCAGAUAAUCAGGGUCUAGCGUAUGCUGUUUUAAUCGCAUCAUUAGUUAUUUCAUGGAUUGAAACAACCUUCCUAAUUUAUCGCGUUAUUCCUCAAGAAAAAGCUGCUGAUCGUGUAAAAACAUGUUUAAAAGAGCAAGAUGAAACUAGAAGUUUGUUAAGCUCACAAUUAGGUAACCGUAUUCCUUGGUAUUCUGGUCUUUCUGUACGAUCUAUGAGCAAUGCAGAUUUUUAUACACCACAAGGUUCAAUAUUGGGUGAUGAAUCACCUGUGAAACUUACCACAUCUCAUAAUCUUGAAGCUGCUGUCGAUGUAGCUGCUUUGUUACAUCGCACUAAUUCUUUACAAACACAAAUGUGGAAUUUAUAUGAACAUGAAAUUUGGGGGGAUAGUUCACCUUCUAUCAAUGUCAAAUAUCCGCUUCGAUCUGAAAUGUUGCCUGGUUAUCCUGCUAAAGUUUAUCGUUUAGAGGUUCUAUUAUCUAUUUCACCACUUCGUCUAUUUAAUGAUAUGGUUAUCAAUGUCCAUGAAACACCUAGUUGGAAUCAAACUCUAUCAUCUGUUGAGUGUAUUCAAACUUUAGCUUCAGAAAAUAUUGAUAUUAUUUAUAAUAUAGCUAAAGAGUCUGUUGGAGGACUAAUAUCCGCCAGGGAUUUUGUUCUGUUGAGAUCAUGGGGAUUACAUAAUAACUGUUAUUUUAUAUGUUGUACUUCUGUUGAGCAUCCUAAAUGUCCACCAAUUACAAAUUAUGUACGUGCUGAACAAGUGAUUAGUGCAUGUAUAUUUCGACCAAUUCCUAAUUGUCCAAAUCAAUGCAAUUUAGUAUGGUUUUUAUGCAGUGACUUAAAGCUGUCACUCCCUCAUCGAUUGGUAGAUAGAGCAUUAAGUUCUCUUCUACCAUCAAUGAUAACUGGUUUGAUUGAUAGAUCCAAAUUCAUAGAAAAUAAUCCUGUUGAUGACUUUUUUGUUGAUAUUCAACCGCGCCAUGUACGCAGAAAGAAAAAACAUAGUAAACGUUCAGGCAAAAAGCAUCGUAUUCCUCCGCACACCUUAACAAAAGCAUUAGAAUCGGUACAAGAAAAUAUCAGUCAUUCAUCUGAUGACAGUAGUGCUGCUGUUGUUGACAAUAAUUUACAAUCAGAAACUCAAACGCUCAUCUAA
Molecule: messenger RNA, 1611 nt
Organism: Schistosoma turkestanicum
Lineage: Eukaryota; Metazoa; Platyhelminthes; Trematoda; Strigeidida; Schistosomatidae
Source: the annotation of a GenBank genome assembly